AUGGGAACUUUAGAAAAUAUGAGCUUAAAUACUAGUAUGCCAACAGGUUCGCGUGAAUCAGAUUCUCCCGGUGAUCAGAGGCUCGAUAUUGGUGACGGUGCCUUGCAGACCGGUAAUACAUUCAUGCCUGACGAGAAAAACACGAUUGAUAUAAAAAAGGAGAACGACGACACCGAUCUUCCUGAGGAUGGAACUUCGGUAGACAGGUAUGUUUGUCCUCACCCUGAUUGUAAUAAGACAUUCUCGAGACAGGAGCAUUUGGCUAGGCACAAAUUGAACCACUGGCCAAAAGAAAUAUUCAGGUGUCCAUACGUUUUCCCAAACACAGAUAUCAGAUGCAACAAAACAUUUGUGAGGAAGGAUCUGCUUGGAAGACAUGCGAAAAGGCACGCCAAGGAGAAAAACAGACUUCAUAAAAAGAGUAUACCGCAUCCCUCCGAAGAAGUUGUACCUUCAACAAAUAAUGAGGCGAGAGCACCGGUACCGACACUCAACAAAAUAGGGAAGGCCGGUGCCGUUAAUGUCAAUCCUAAUACAGAUUCAUCGAACUACAACCAGUUCUUCGACUGGCUAUUUGAUAAAGACCAACAGAAGACGUUCUCGCAACAUCCUCCUUCCCAACAGCACAAGAGUGGAGACCACGACAAGCAAUCUAAUGAUAACUCGAAUCUUAGUAAUGUGGUUUUCUCCUCUUCCUCGUAUUCUGCAUCUCCAGUCAAUCCAACAACAGCUUCCUAUAGUGCUCAUUCUCCGAUGGGACGUAACGUGACCUCGCUACCGGCAAGUAUACAGCAGUCACCCCGAAUGCAACCAGAGGGAACCUAUAUAGAUAGCCAGCAGAAUCAUGGUGUCCAAGUACCGCAACAUUUGCAACACCAACAACAGAUCGAACAGCUGCAAGGACAGCAUAUUAAACUGUCUUUCCCACCUAUAGACACGAGAACAGACGCGGUACCUCCCCCGAGGCAGCCCAACUUUACAUCUCUUCAAGCACCCUCUUUUCGUGAACCUCCAAUUCCAUUACAACAACGCCAACAACACAUCCCGCCGGUAGCCUCACUACCUAAUACACCCACUACUAAUACUAUCAAUGUUAUGGCUGAUAAUGGAGUUUACAAGCACAGUAAUUUUUUUUCUAUUGACUAUAUGACGUCAGAUCCUUUGCAGAACUUUAUGCAGGAGCUUGCAGCUUCGAACCAGCAAACUAGCGGUACUGAUAAGAGUGUACUGUCAGGAAGUUCGUCGUGUGCAGGGGUGUCUCCGCCUAUAAACGCGAAUGAAGACAUCGAUACGUCUACGGUUAAUAAAGCCCUAAGCUCCAUUCCAACAACAGCUCUUUCAUCGAUGUCAACGACAAGAUCAAAUACAGACUCUAAUUUUACUACGAAGUCUGACAAGCUCCCAGAUCAAGUCCCAAGCGUACCAUCUCAAUCAAGGAAAGAAGUUUUUCCCCGAGCACCUACCAAAUUUGUGGAUAGUGGAAAGAGCAGUGUCAGAGAUAAUCUCCUGGUUCAAAAAUCGAACAUUAACGAACUCAAGAAACAAACGGAGCCAUCAUCGCAUAUACAUAAAAAACAGAAGUCAAAUAAAAAUGGGAGUGUGAACCGAACAAAUUUGAGGGGUGUCGCCAAUAGACAAAAACUACUGGAGUCGAUGCGGUAUAUACCGUCUAUAUUUUUUCGUGAUCCAGCUACCAAAUACAAUAUUUCACAAGAGAAAUGUCAGGAGCUGUUUGAAUUUAUCCCUGAAUUACGGUUCAUCCCAAAAGAAAAGCUGAAAAUUUCGUUGAAAUCGUUCUGGGAGAAUUUUCAACCUCUGUAUGGUCUAUUACACAAGCCUUCCUUCAACAUUGAGAAACAGCCGCCAAUUCUUAUUUUAACAAUUAUUAUGACAGGUGCAAGUUUUUUGGGACCAUCAUACCGUGAAGAAAUUUCAGACACAAUAUGUGGGCCUUUACGAUGGGUUAUUUUCUCACACCCGGAUUUUCAACCCCCAUCACGAACGUAUAUCAUCCAGUCUUUAUUGCUUUUGGAGUCGUAUGAAAAGACGUCUACCAAUAGAUACCUGCAUGAAAGAUCAUACUUGCAUCACGGUACAACAAUUCAACUACUAAGGCGAACACCCUCCCUUGGUGGACACCCCUUGAGAGAUAAGGGGAAGCACGACAGAAAGGAGGAGAAAUUUGAUGAAUUGAAAGAUGUGUUUUUGAGAUGGGUUGAGUUCGAGAGUCUAAAACGUGUCGCAUUCUUGGUGUUCUACAUGGAUGUCAGUCAUGCUGUUGUUUUUGGUUAUUUAAACCUGUUCAUUAGCUUUAGACAGGUGCAGCUCGAACUACCGUGUCCGGACAAAAUAUGGGAGAGUUACGAACUGAGUUUUGAAAUUCUUCAAGAGUUUGGGUUUGGCACGAGGGACGAUGAGGAUAACAGCCAAACAUUUUUGCAAGCCUUGAAAACGCUAAUAAAGGAUGUACUGAAUAUGAUGAGGGGUGACUCCUCUACGGAGACUGAUAGCACAGAUCACGCUGAAGAUGUAUCGAAACAUUACUACAUGCAAAGUAUUAUAGGGAAAAAAAUCAUGCUUGGAGGAUUACUUUCAGUUAUGUUCCAGUGUCAAGAGGAAAAUGAUGACCCAAUUUUUACCAACAUCUUAACAGAAGGUCCCUAUGAACAUGAUAUUACCUGGAGAGAGAUCCUAUCAUUUGCCAUAAAUUAUUGGCUUUUCGAAAUCCAAGGUGACUGCAACAAGAUGAAAAAUUGCUACAUGCCAAGCUAUGUGCUCGAUGACCCCGAGUUGGACGGUUCGAAUGAAGAUGAUCUGAAGGUAGUCAGAUGGACCAGGAAUGACGCAGACUGUAAAAUACCGGUGUACCACAUGGCGCAAAUUGCGCUCCGAAUAUUCCACCAUGACUAUUACAUUAUAGCAGGCAUACCAUGGAGAAUGAAUGUCAAGGUAGGUGACUGGGAAUUCCAAUCGGUAUAUCAAAGAGUCCUAAAUUUCUCAAAGGAUCCUUAUACUGGGGGUGUAACCAUCGUUUAUGCAUUUCAGUUCCUCUUUGAAAUGUUCGUUCGUGAAGAUCCAGAAACGGGUAAGCUUUCAAUCGAUUUGAGCUAUGACCCUAAUACAGAUCCUAUUAUCACAAGACCCAAUACUUUAGCGUUGACCUCUUUAUUGAUUUGGGUUUAUAGUUUCAUCCUAAAAGGUCCUGAAGUUAACAUUUGGACCAACCAUGAACAGGAACUGGCGGGACCAUAUGGCAGUGGGGAUGAUGAAGACAAGGACAGUGAACUAUCCAAGAAUAUUGCAGUUGAAAAUCAAGAAAAGAAAAGAAUGUAUAAUCCACUGGAGUCCUUCGAAGAGUAUCUUUUAAGGAUGUAUAAACACCUACACAUUGAUAAAAACCAAAAUGUAAGGAAGUACCAAAAUGCCAUGUGGGGGAAAGCCUUUGAAAUACAGAAUAUUGAUCAUAUUAAUAGACUUUUCGGGUUUAUCAGCUAUAUCAAGGUCUUGUUUGAUAAUAACUAUUGGGAUUUAGGGAGAGAGUUUGGCAAGCUUUUUAAUAACUGUCUGGAAAGGAGUAUUGGUAAGGAAUCUCAUGUCUGUCACGACAUGUAUGACGUUUAG
This is a messenger RNA of Huiozyma naganishii CBS 8797, 3621 nucleotides long. It is a transcript of the gene SDD4, whose product is annotated as Sdd4p. The record is from RefSeq and is a predicted model, not a curated record. Gene Ontology annotation, molecular function: DNA-binding transcription factor activity, RNA polymerase II-specific; RNA polymerase II cis-regulatory region sequence-specific DNA binding; zinc ion binding. Lineage: Eukaryota; Fungi; Ascomycota; Saccharomycetes; Saccharomycetales; Saccharomycetaceae. Gene Ontology annotation, cellular component: chromatin. The coding region runs from base 1 to 3621 and encodes 1206 amino acids. The transcript has a single exon. Gene Ontology annotation, biological process: regulation of transcription by RNA polymerase II; DNA-templated transcription.